GCGUGUGUGGGGGUGCGCACGCUCUUCCCUUUUCUCUCUGCUCAUUUCUGUAUGGCUGGCCACCUUUUUCUCCCCAGCGCUGAGUGUCUGAGAGCCGUUGGCUGCUCUGAACCGUUUGGCUUCUUCCCUUAGUAACAGCUUUAACAUUUUGCCUCAAUUCCUCUUCAAUCUAAAUCACACACAUAUAUACAGAGAGGUUACUUUUUAUCAUCAUCAUUAUUAUUACCUUCUCCUUCCUUGGGACUUAAUUUCACCCCUCCCCCUCCUAUCAGCCUCUCCACCCCCCCUUUUUAAUAUCCCCAUCCCCCAACACACACCUCACCCAGGCUUGGGAUAUAAUUGAACACUGCAUUCUUUGGUGGCGAUUUGUGGUCUUUUUAUUUUUUGUUUUGCUUUUGGAGGGAGCAGCAAUUGCAGAUCCAUAUAUUUUUUAUCGAUAUAUAUUUGUAUAAAAGAAGAGGAGGAAACUGCAUUUCCACAUCUCUCUAUGUUUUUUUUCCUCGCCCUCUUUUGCCUCCAUUGCAAAAGGAGGGGGUGAGGACGGGCUACAGCGAGCCAUCAAUUGCAAGUACCAUCUUCCUGUGACAGGGAGGCUCCUAACAGGAAACCUUCCACCCAUCAAUGCACUGCCAAUGGGUUAUAUCCUUCGUUGUGACCUCAUGGUUUAAGCGGGCAUAAAGAUGAGUAUAAGCAGUGAUGAGGUUAACUUCCUCGUAUAUAGAUAUUUGCAAGAGUCCGGGUUUUCUCAUUCAGCAUUUACCUUUGGUAUUGAGAGCCAUAUCAGCCAGUCUAACAUCAACGGUGCUCUGGUGCCCCCAGCUGCCUUGAUUUCCAUCAUCCAGAAAGGCUUGCAGUAUGUAGAGGCAGAAGUCAGUAUUAAUGAGGAUGGUACUUUGUUUGAUGGUCGGCCGAUAGAGUCUCUCUCGUUGAUAGACGCCGUAAUGCCCGAUGUGGUACAGACAAGACAGCAGGCCUAUAGAGACAAACUUGCACAGCAGCAGGCAGCUGCAGCAGCAGCAGCAGCUCCAACCAACCAGCAGGGGUCUGCGAAAAAUGGUGAAAAUACUGCAAACGGAGAAGAAAAUGGAGCACACACUAUAGCAAAUAAUCACACAGAUAUGAUGGAAGUGGACGGUGAUGUUGAAAUCCCUUCUAACAAAGCAGUGGUGCUUCGUGGCCAUGAAUCUGAAGUAUUCAUCUGCGCAUGGAACCCUGUUAGCGACCUUCUGGCCUCAGGAUCGGGAGAUUCAACGGCAAGAAUAUGGAACCUUAGUGAAAACAGUACCAGUGGAUCCACACAACUGGUCCUUCGGCACUGUAUACGAGAAGGGGGCCAAGAUGUACCAAGCAACAAAGAUGUGACAUCCCUAGACUGGAAUAGCGAAGGUACACUACUAGCAACGGGGUCAUACGACGGAUUCGCAAGGAUAUGGACGAAAGAUGGUAAUCUCGCCAGCACGUUAGGGCAACAUAAAGGUCCCAUAUUUGCAUUAAAAUGGAACAAGAAAGGCAACUUCAUUUUAAGCGCAGGCGUGGAUAAGACCACAAUUAUUUGGGAUGCACAUACUGGAGAAGCCAAACAGCAGUUUCCUUUCCAUUCUGCACCAGCGUUAGAUGUUGACUGGCAGAGCAACAACACCUUUGCCUCCUGUAGCACAGAUAUGUGUAUUCAUGUCUGUAAACUAGGCCAAGAUAAGCCCAUCAAAACCUUCCAGGGCCACACAAAUGAAGUUAACGCAAUCAAAUGGGACCCCACUGGUAAUCUUCUGGCAUCUUGUUCUGAUGACAUGACUUUAAAGAUUUGGAGUAUGAAACAAGAUAGUUGUGUCCACGAUUUACAAGCACACAACAAAGAAAUUUAUACUAUCAAAUGGAGUCCUACAGGGCCAGGAACAAACAACCCAAACGCCAAUCUUAUGUUAGCAAGUGCAUCCUUUGAUUCUACAGUUCGGUUAUGGGAUGUAGAUAGAGGGAUCUGCAUCCACACUUUGACGAAACAUCAAGAACCUGUGUACAGUGUAGCUUUCAGUCCUGAUGGCAGGUACCUGGCCAGUGGCUCAUUCGACAAAUGUGUACACAUCUGGAAUACGCAGACGGGUGCUCUAGUGCAUAGCUAUCGGGGAACAGGAGGCAUAUUUGAGGUUUGCUGGAAUGCAGCAGGAGACAAAGUUGGAGCGAGUGCUUCAGAUGGUUCAGUUUGUGUACUAGACCUACGGAAAUAGCGCUACUAGUUGGAAGCCAUGGACCGACUAUGAAUGUGUACAUAGCCAAAUUGACUGUCCCCCUUGAUCCAAGUACUGCUAUAGUCCCAACUGAACCAUGGCCAGUCCACUACAGCCAAACCCGAAAGAAUUAUAUACAUAUACUGUGUAUUAAAAGCAAAAAACAAACAAAACGAUUACACCAUGAAGAAGAUGACAAGAGUUUUGUCACAGCUUGUGAAGCCUGUUCACCAAGUGCUGGAAUCUGCUGUGCCCCCCUCCCCCAAAUAUAACAUGUAAGCAUUUUUGGAAAUGGAAAAAGCAAACGGGACAAAAGAGAGAGAGAGAGAGAAACGUAACUGUAGAGGAAGAGCCCAUUGUGUGUACCAAACUGGGGGAAGUUACAGAUGGCUGCCCCAUGCCCCACUCCUCCUUCCUGCAUCUCUUCCCUUCUUAAAGCUAUAUAAGAUUGGAUCCCCCACCCGCUUCCCUCCUCCCUUCUGAUUUUUUUGGCUUUCUUUCUUGGUUGGUGAUGCAAUUUUUGUGUACAGGGAAAAGGGUCUUGCAGGCUCCUGCAAAAGUAGUUUGUUCAUUGCUUUUUAACCUCCUCCCCCUGCCCGCACCCCCCACCCCAGCUCUGCCAGUCCUCUUGUUUGUAUUUUACUCAGUGGAGACUGGUGGCUCCAAUGUAUUUGGGCAGUGCAUCUGCUAUGGGUUUUAGUCCGACCUUCCAAGGAGCUCUCCAAAGUUGGGCUAAAACCCUCAGCGGAUUCACUGCCCCACUGACAUUGGAACCACCAGUCUCCCUUGAUUUUACUGAUACUCAGAGAAGAUGGGCAUGCAUCUGUUUUUGUGGUAUGGGUGGUGGAAGUGGUCCUCUUCACUCAGAAUUGCGGGGGGGGGGGCUUUUAGCAGCAGUUCCUUCUGAAUGUGUUGUUUUAAAAGUGUAGACAUUUAGAAGUCAUUGUGGUUAAUCUGUUCACAGCUUAGGUGGGGAGUUAGAAGGCAAUGCAGAACCUAACAUGAAGUUUGACAUUUCUUUACAUGAUAAGAUCCUUUAGUCCUGGGUGAGUGGCUAGUGAGCUUUCCAAAAAGCAACUGUUCCCGAGACAUUUCAGGCAACCGUAAAAGGGUACAAAAAGUUUUAAAAACAUAAGAGCGUGCAAGAAGAAAAAUACUCUCUUAGUUUGGAACACAUGCACAGAAUGGAGGGAUCAGGAUUAUGCCAUUUGCCCCACCUCAUGAUAUUUGUGUGUUAAGGUUUUAUAUUUGCGUAGGGGCCUACACAUAGGCACAGCCAUUACAUAUAUGCCCAAUAUGUACUCUCUGCAAGGAUUGCACUGGCCCAUCUUCCAGUCCUGAUUCCACCACUGCAUGUGCAUUCCAAACAUCAGCAUGGCACUAAGCACUAUGCUUAGGGUAUAGCUUAUGUUUCUUUGAAACCAUUGCUAUAGUCAGAGUCCAGUUGUGACUUGCUGUGAAAUAGAACUAAAUGCUGGAAAAAAAGGAAUUGCUUGGCUCAUGUUUAAAUUCAUCUGGGCAAAUUCUGGUUCAGCUUCUGGGCAAGUUUUGUCUAUUGAUACUGGGGUGUCUAUUUUUUAACACAUUCCAAAUUAAUUCAAAGUAUUAUGAGUUGGGGCACCCUGCCCCCCUUCAUACAAAAAUAUAUUUUAAAAAACCUGAAAUAUUUUUGACAUCUCUUAGCUAAAGCUUCUGGAGUGAGGUAAGCAAUUUGCUUGCUUAAGGUACUAUCCAGCUAGAAACAUUGUCCAUACAAAAUGCAUUGAAAUGAGGAAGAGGAAGACCAGUUUUGUCCCUGUGCCCAACCAAUCCUGUGUUGGUAAAGUUCCCAAUGAACUGUGCCCCUUCUAGGCCACAUGUACACUAUACGUUUAAAGCACUAUUAUACCACUUUAAAAUUGUCGUGGCUUCCCCCAAAGCAUCCUGAGAACUGUGGUUUGUUAAAGGUGCUGAGAGUUGUUGGGAGACACCUGCUUUUCUCAUAGAGCUGCAAUUCCAAGAAUUUCCUGUGAGGAAGGAUUGAUAAACUCUAGGAAUUGUAGCUCUGUGAGGGGAAUUGGGGGUCUCCUAACAACUCUCAGUGCCUUUAACCAACUAUAGUUCCCAGGAUCCUUUGGGGAACACGACGACUGUUUAAGUGGUAUAAUUGUGCUUUAAAUGAAUGGUGCGGAUGUGGCCUUAGUUUUGAAAGAAAGCGGGGGGGGGAGAGUAUCUGACAACAAAUGACUUGCUUCAAGUCUUAUUUCAAUACUGAGCAAUUCAACUUCUAUAAAAGACAAAUGUCUUGCACUAAUCUCACCUGCUGCUGCCAUCUCAUAAUUUUUGUUUGUGCUUGUGAGUUUUCCCACCCCCCAAAAUUAGGAUACUAUUUAAGCUGCUAUUUGUGUUUAGAGGGGGGUGGAAAAUAUGAUCACUACUAAUAGUGUGUUUCUUUAUUUCUAAUCUCAAGUAUCGCUUUCCUUCCUUCCUAGCAAGAGGUGACUCUGGCAAACUGGUCUGCUCACAUGUUUGAUUAAAUAUAAUGCCAGUAGCAGUGUCUCUGUUUUGAGAAAGUAAUAGCAUGAAGGCAGAUUUCUGCCAAUGCUGUUUGAUGCAUCAUGUUCCAUGCAGCUCCCAGUGGGUUAUUUUUUUUAAGAGAGUGUUUUAACAUUUCACCCUUUUUUAUUGAAAAGAGUGAUUUAUAGUCAAUAGCUUUGCAAAGAUAUAUUUUUUAAAUAUAUCAGCAUUUCAAUCACAGCGACAUAGCUGAACAAAUACUAGGCUUCAGAUCCUGGUGGAUUCCUCCUGUCCCCCUUUAUAUGGGCAGAAGGACAUGUAACAAAGAGCAGAGGGUUGACUCUGAAAACAGGAGCCCCAUGUUGGGUUCCCUUCACCUGUCUAGUGUCUUCUUUAGCCUUCCCCCAGCCUGGGGACCUGCAGAUCUUUCAUCCAAGAGAUGCUAUAAAACACAGGCUGCAGGUGAUGGGAGUUGUAGAUCUACAGGGCAUCAGGCUGGAGGGAGGCUACUGCUAGACUGGGGAAGGGGAGGUUGGUCAACUAAACUUGCGUCCCAACACCAUUACAAUGUACUUUUCUCUGCUCCACUUUAUUGGCAGUCAGGGAAAUGGGCAUUAUAACCUAGUUCAGUUGAUCAAAAACCAGGAUGAGAGCUACGACACUAUGGAGAGAGAACAGGAAUUCUCCCCAUAUUGGCAGUCUUGUGCUAAGAGCCCAAUUUUCUUUGUUGCACAUGGCUCCACCCUUCAUAACCAGAGUGGGGAACCUGUGUCUAAUGUCAGACUACAACUCCCAUCAUCCAUGACAGCUGACCAUGCUGGAUGGGGCUAAUGGGAGUUGGAGUCUCAACAUCAUCUGGAGGGCCACAGAUUACCCAUACCUGCUUUAUAGUUCAUUGUAGGUUCAUCUAACUAAGAGAAUGCAGCUUAUUAGACUUUUCCCCCCUAAGAACCUUUUUUCAAAAAAGCAUUGAUUUCUGGUGUUUCUCUAUGCACAUGAAACCACAUUUUGAGGCAAGUAGAGUUCAGCUCAGCCUUAUAUGGCAUGGCUUUUUAGCCUACUUUUAAUACGUACACUCAAGUUAUUACUAAUGGGAUAUUAUAAUCUUAAUACAAAACAAGCAGAAGGAAGAUUUAUACCCAUAAAAGGAAUCAGUCGUCUGAUAUGGCUCCCUGCCAGCUGUUUGUAGGGUUUGGGAAGAGACUCAAAAAGUUCAGGACAAUUUCCCUGUGAAUUACAAUAUAUAAGAAAUUUAACCUGUUGAGUAUCUGGCACUUGAAACAAUAAUAAUAAUCUUGCUUUCUAUUGCUGGAGGUCCAGAAUUGUGGCUGACCUCUGUCAUUAUUAAAAUAAUUUUAAAAAGGUUUUAAAAAUGUAAAAAAAUUUUAAAAAUUCUGUGCAAUAAUUUUAAACUGUGCUCCUAGGAAUAGACACAAAUGUGUUUUGGGGGAUUUUUAUUUUGAAUAUAUUUAAACGGCAUUUUUUUUCUUUAGCAACGCAAAUGUCAAUUGCACUGAACUUAAAUCUUUAAAAAACAAAGUCAGAGGUGAUUCUUGAUAGUACUUUUGUAUUUUGAUAUGGACAGUCUGUUCGUUUUUUCAUACAAGCUAUAGAACGGAUGUUUCAGCAGACUUUUAAAAAAAGUGUAUAAAAACAGUGAUGGAGUUGAACUCUUGACACAGCUGCAAGAUUCCACAGCAACGCUCACAUUUCUGGUUUUGCAAUCUUUUAGCUGCUUUUUUGUUCUGUGAUUUGAUUCUAGCCUUUAAGUAUGAUAUAGCAUAUAGGACAUUAUUAAGGCUUCAUUACCACUAAAUCCUGGGCUGAUUUCCUUUCCCUGCUUUUUGCUUUUAAUAUGAUUCAAAGUUGUUGUCUUUUUUUUGUGGGCCAGAUGCUCAAUCGCUCUCUCUCUCUCUCGAGAUACGUGAGCUGGAUCCCAGACUGCAAAGCCACACACAAGGCAAGAGGGAGCUCUAUUUGCAUGGGCCAAACAACUGAAUUGCAAGCUUGCCCCGAGUACUAUGUGUUUAUGCCUACUGAAGUUGUGGCUGUCAAGAGUACACAGUAGAAUUGUGGCCUUUGGCUACACUUCAGAGAAUCACAUUUAUCAGAUAUGUUUACACCAUGGGCCUUCCCUCCGCCCCGCCCCCGACCACUUUUCUUGACAUUGCAGUCUCUCCAUCCCACUAUAGCCCAUAGUGCAAACUCCUUUUGAAAAAUGGCAUAUUGGUGCAGUUUUUGUGAUAAGGGGCAGGGAAAUUGCCCUCAUAUUGUUGCAGUCUCUUAGGCCUGCAGGUAUGGGUUACUUUAACCUCAGCCCAAAACUUGACUGUCCUGUCGCUGCUGUCCUUUUUAUCAGUGUGCCACAGUGCUGCUCCAGUUCUGAACUUUCUUCUCAUUUCUAGUAUGAAACACAUGUAAAAUAUGGUGUUUUUAAAAGAGGGAGAAAAGGACAGGUUAGCAUGAUCAGAAGAAACCUCUCAAGUGCCAAUUGUUAUAUAGAGGAAUGCCAGGCAGGAAAAUCUAUUCCACCCUCAUUGUUAUCUGGUCGUCUUAGGUCAGGCCUAUGCAUUAUGGGCUCCCAGCCCUGAGUUUUAUAAUGUGAACAUGGAUGUGGGGGACUUUUGCAGGUCCAACCAUCCACUGAUCCUCCCCUGUAAAUGCCCCCUUGCACCAUUCUGUUCCAGAAGUACCCACCUGGGGUGGGGUUUGGGGUACAGCCUCAGACCUUUGCAGGGAAGAAUUGACAAAGACAGGAAGAGUCAAUCACCCUUUUCCCCACCAAUUCUACCCUGUAAAUGCACCUGUACUCACAUUAUCUCUACACACAGUCUUGGGUAUGCACUUGCUGUGACUACCUGCACUUCUGCCCUGACAGUCUUUUGUAGCAUCUUUUGGAAGAAAGUCCAUGCAACAGACUGAAAAAGCAACAUCAUUACCACAAAUGCUCUGUGUGCAUGUCAUGAAAUCUCAUUUUAGGAAUGAGCAUUCCAAAUCCAGUUCUAAGGCAUUUUGUUACCACAUAUUAAGGUUGAGAGUUUUCUCUUGUAAAAAAAAAAAGUUGGAGCAUUGUUUUGAUAUGUGCUGCACAGAGAAAGGCAGACAGGAAAUAUGUGGCAAGUUUCAGCCAAACCAUCAUGAGGAUGGUUGUAAAAACUGAAUGGGGCAAUUCUGUGGACUUGCUCCUGAGAGUGAGCCCCAAUGGCACGAAUAUACUCAGCAGUGAGGAUGUGGCUAAAAAUAUUUCAGUCUCUGCUUUGCUAUGUCAGUGGCGGAUGGUGGCACCCUGUCAGUGGGGCAGCGGAAUCCACUCGUGAGUUUUAAUAUGAACUUUCAAACCUUGAAAGGUUGGCCUAAAACCUGGAGCAGAUUCCACUGCUCCCCUGACAUGGAGCCACCAGUUGUCACUGAGGAAAAGCUGUUCAGGGUCUCCUAUUGCCAAAAAGAAUAUGACAGUGCUUAAUUGGCUAAUUAAUAUUCUAAAGGUAAAGAUAGUUGCCUUGGCCCAUAAACGGGGGGGAAAUCCACAUAAGCACAAUACAUUUAUUUUGAUUCUCUUAAAUGACUAUAUUGGCCUAAUAUGGGUUUUGAAUAGUCUAAAUUCACUCAAGGCCUGCAACUCUAAACCUAUAUCUGGAAAUCUGCUUCCAGAUUGCCACACUUAGGUUCGUAAUAUAAAUGCAUCACUCUCUUGGAUGAUGUGGGGAAUUUAAAAUAUAGUGGGGUUUUGGUUUUUUAAAAGGUAAGUUUAAUGCAACUGAAAAGACCAAAGAUUUGUACAAUUUUAAUUUUAUUUACUGCUUUCUACACUGGUAGGGCAUUUAAGAAUUGAAACAAGUGUAUGUAAACUUCAGGCAGUUUUAUGUUUUCUUUUUUGUGACUACUACAUAUAACAUGAAUGCAUUUAAAAACUUUCUAGGAGAGAAAAAAUACAGCAUUGCAAAAUAGGUUUUGUUACUCUCUCUUAAAGAAAAGAAAAAAAGAGGAUCCUGAUGCACAGUCUCACGGUUAGAAAUUCUGCUGAUCUUCCAUUCAUUUCAAAGGAAAAUAUAUAUUGUGGAACUUGACUGACCUCCACCAACUAUAGAUGAGAGAGAACUUGAAAUAAAAGCACCACAAAGGUUGACCUUCAGCAGUGAGCCAAUUUUGCUUUGGCUGAGCAAGGAAAUAUGGAAACUUGCUUAACAGACUCAUUUGGCUUGAUUUAGAAAUUACUUCCAGAAUCAGUAGAAAGGGAGUUCAUUUCAUGUAUUUUCCAGAGGGGGGCAGCAUUGUGGCACAUGGACAACACGUCGGAGAGAUUGCCUAUUGGAGGUUUAAAGGGAGAAUGGAUGUGCAUCCAAUGCACAUACAGUCCCAUCCCGUCCCGCCCUCCGCUACCCCAUAACUUCUUUCCAUGCUGGAUUUAAAAGCAUGCCAUUUAAAAGCUUUCCUGCCUUUCCGAAUUCAUAUACACAAACUGAACCUCAGUCAUUUUCUAGAUAAGCCUCUGGGUUUGGAGGACAGCAGCAAAGGUUUGAUAUCAGAGCCUUAACUGCUAAGGAAGAAGGGUUCUGAAAUUUGUUCCAGGCUUAUCCUCUAUAUGAACUGGCACUGUUGAACUGUCAGACCCGUGAAGACAGCAGGUUCUUGACAACUGCAGGGUUCAGUGAUGCAAGAGUGGUCCACUAAAAAUUGCGACUAAGCCUGAAUGUUUCCCCUAAUGUUUUUUUUUGGGGGGGGUUGCAUUUGUGGAUAAAUUCAGGAAAUUGAAUUGGUUUGUGGUUGCUUCUCCUGUGUGCUUCACAAUCUCAUUUCUCAACAGGCUGCGGGAAGUAAGUCAGUCACCUAUAAUACAAAAGUAAACUCUCCUCCCCCCUUCUCUCUCUCCUGACUUUUGACUUUGUAGUUGUAAAAAAAUAAAGAGGUUCCGAUUUGGAGUUGCAAAUAUUUUGGGUCUACUUCUGUGAGCCUACCUAUAGCACUGGAUAAAAAUGUCUACAUCACUUCUUCAGUUAUAUAUCCAGUUAAAUUUACAAAUGUUGUACAAGUGUAAAACCAGCCCAUGUGACAGGUUUUUGUUUCUUUUUUACUUGUUCAGAAAGACUUUUUAUUGUUCAGUUUUCAUGAUUUAUUGUCUAAAGAAGACUGAUAUAGAUGUUCUAUACUGUCCUGGACCCAUGUUAAUGAUGUACUUUGGUUCCACAUCACAAUGAGUUUUGUCUUUUCAAUGGCCCUUUCUUAAACCCGAAGGCACAUCUCUUUUUUUCUGUUGCAGUUUCCCCUUUGCAUUGUAUUGCUCUGACAAGUGUAAUUUGAAUCAGAUCUGAAAGAGGUCCAGAAUAAAAUAUAUUUUGAUACGA
Molecule: messenger RNA, 10060 nt
Organism: Rhineura floridana
Lineage: Eukaryota; Metazoa; Chordata; Lepidosauria; Squamata; Rhineuridae
Gene: TBL1XR1
Product: TBL1X/Y related 1
Exons: 16
Coding region: 681-2222 (513 amino acids)
Biological process (GO): regulation of transcription by RNA polymerase II
Cellular component (GO): histone deacetylase complex
Molecular function (GO): transcription corepressor activity; protein binding
Source: RefSeq, a predicted model, not a curated record